GCUUGACUAUUUGCCGCUGCUGUACUGCUUCAUCGACCUUGGUGGCUAGCUACAAGCUAAGAAUGGCGGGCAAUACAUGGAGGUCAGCGAUUGUUAACCUACUCAGAAAAUGGAGUUUAUCGAUCAGUGGCCAGGAUAAAAUCAAGGCAAAGGAAGGGCGUCAUGUGGCAGGAGCCUUGAGAAAACAGACCAGGGCAUUGUCUCUUGGGAUGCAUACUGUUACUUUGAUACCCGGUGAUGGAAUUGGACCAGAGAUCUCCACUGCUGUCAUGAAGAUAUUUGAAACAGCUCAAGUACCCAUUCAGUGGGAGGAGAGAAAUGUUACCGCCAUUAAAGGUCCCGGGGGGAAGUGGGUGAUUCCUCCAGAUGCCAAAGAAUCAGUGGACAGGAACAAAAUGGGUCUGAAAGGUCCUUUGAAGACGCCAAUUGCUGCAGGUCAUCCCUCCAUGAACCUUCUCCUGAGGAAAACCUUUGACCUCUACUCCAAUGUGCGCCCUUGUGUUUCCAUCGACGGCUACAAGACGCCCUACACAGACGUGAACCUAGUCACCAUCAGAGAGAACACCGAGGGGGAAUACAGUGGGAUUGAACAUGUGAUUGUUGAUGGAGUCGUGCAGAGUAUAAAACUCAUUACAGAGCAAGCCAGCCAGCGCAUUGCAGAAUAUGCAUUUGAAUAUGCAAGAAACAAUAAGAGGACCAGUGUUACUGCUGUUCAUAAGGCGAACAUAAUGCGCAUGUCAGAUGGGCUCUUCCUUCGAAAAUGCAGAGAGGCUGCUGAAAGGAAUAAAGAUAUUAAGUUUACUGAGAUGUACCUGGAUACUGUGUGCCUCAAUAUGGUUCAGGAUCCUACACAGUUUGAUAUUCUGGUGAUGCCAAAUUUGUAUGGAGACAUCCUGAGUGACCUUUGUGCUGGACUUAUUGGUGGACUUGGAGUGACCCCCAGUGGAAACAUCGGCACCAAUGGUGUUGCCAUUUUUGAGUCUGUUCAUGGAACUGCCCCCGAUAUAGCAGGAAAGGACAUGGCCAACCCCACAGCCUUGCUGCUCAGUGCAGUCAUGAUGCUGCGCCACAUGGGCCUGCAUGACCACGCAAAGAGGAUCGAGAGUGCCUGUUUCGACACCAUUCGAGACAAAAAGGUGCUCACCGGAGACCUCGGAGGAAAGUCAAAGUGCUCCGAAUUCACGGAAGCAAUAUGUCAACGAGUGCGAGAUCUUUAAUAGUAAUUGUUUUGCGUUUGCAUCUCCAUGUUUCAAACCAAAACACAUUAAAAAAUAUUAUAUAUAAUACAUAAUAAAACUGGCGGAACGGUGGACGACUGGUUAGAGCGUCAGCCUCAGAGUUCUGAGGACCCGGGUUCAAUCCCCGGCCCCGACUGUGUGGAGUUUACAUGUUCUCCCCGUGCCUGCGUGGGUUUUCUCCGGCCACUACGGUUUCCUCCCACAUCCCAAAAACAUGCAUAAAUUGGAGACUCUAAAUUGCCUGUAGGUGUGACUGUGAGUGCGAAUGGUUGUCUGUUUGUAUGUGCCCUGCGAUUGGCUGGCAACCAGUUCAGGGUGUAUCCCGCCUCCUGCCCGAUGACAGCUGGGAUAGGCUCCAGCACGCCCGCGACCCUAGUGAGGAGAAGCGCCUCAGAAAAUGGAUGGAUGGAUGGACAUAAUAAAACUGUCGCAGGAUUUGUGAUCCCGAAAUGUCUUUUUUUAUUUGCAUCUGUCCAAGAAUUAUCUUCAAAGCUACAGUUACUUUGUAUUCAAUAUGCAUUUUAUUCUGCUUAAGGAGAGUAUCAAGGGGACUAUUACGGUAAUUAUUAUCAUUAUUGUGAUAUUGGUGUGUGUCGAUAACUGAUAUACUGUAGUUAUGUUCUACUAUGGAACUAUACUUGAAUUAAAGUAAUAAGUUAUUACUGUUAUUGUGAAAAAACAUUUAGAUUAUAAAAUUGAAUUCUAUUUAGGCAGUAAAUAUCGAGAGGGGCUUUCAUGCUUUUUACGCAGCUUUGUGUCAGAUAUGAAUGUACUAUAUUACAUCAUAAUGCUAACAUGACAUCAGAAUUGUCUGACAUUUUAUUGUGUGGGUCAAUCGAAUGUGUUUGUGUCUUAUGCCUCUUCACCUGCUAAGCUAGGGUGACUUGUCACUGGUUGUUUGUCUACAUCGGAAAUAAAUUCUGUAUCCACAAGAAUAAACAGUCCUUGUCAUGA
Molecule: messenger RNA, 2192 nt
Organism: Phyllopteryx taeniolatus (common seadragon)
Lineage: Eukaryota; Metazoa; Chordata; Actinopteri; Syngnathiformes; Syngnathidae
Gene: idh3a
Product: isocitrate dehydrogenase (NAD(+)) 3 catalytic subunit alpha
Exons: 12
Coding region: 63-1217 (384 amino acids)
Biological process (GO): isocitrate metabolic process; tricarboxylic acid cycle
Cellular component (GO): mitochondrion
Molecular function (GO): magnesium ion binding; NAD binding; isocitrate dehydrogenase (NAD+) activity
Source: RefSeq, a predicted model, not a curated record